Molecule: messenger RNA, 2581 nt
Organism: Corylus avellana
Lineage: Eukaryota; Viridiplantae; Streptophyta; Magnoliopsida; Fagales; Betulaceae
Product: TPX2 (targeting protein for Xklp2) protein family
Source: RefSeq, a predicted model, not a curated record
AACUGGUUUGGAGAAGUAAAAGCAGUGAGAGAGUGAGAUAAAAGCCUCUCGUCAAGAUCUCGCAGCUUUUGUAAAGAGCAAAAAAAAAAAAAAAGAAGAAAACGGACGACUGUGCUUUUACUCUCAAACACGCUUGCUCAAGAUUCCUUCUGGAUUCAUUGAAUCGCAAGCUUUUCAUCCAUUUAUUACGACAAACUGUUUUAUUCAUAGAUUUGAAGCUUGAAGCCUAAAAUGCGCGUUUAAGGUAGUGUUUGGUGCUUAAUUUUGGCUGAUAAUGGCGGGAGAGAUUGAUGAAUCGUAUAGCUUUAGCUUUCAGCAGGCAGAUUCUCUACACUCUGGUUCUAUAUCAUUUGGAAGGUUUGAAAAUGAACCCUUAUCUUGGGAGAGGAGAUCAUCUUUCUCACACAACAAGUACCUUGAAGAGGUUGAGAAAUGCUCAAAACCGGGUUCAGUUAUUGAGAAGAAAGCUUAUUUUGAAGCUCAUUUCAGGAAGAAGGGUCUUCUUUGUCCAAAUUCAUCUGAUUGCCAUAAUGAUGGAGAAUAUCAAACUGGUGAAAAGGAUGUCUUGGAGAGCAGAGAACAAUUUGAGCAUGUAAAUGAAGGUAGCCACUAUGCUCUCUUUGAUGAGAGCCCUAAUGGUUCUGAGUAUCAUGGAGAGUACGAAGUGACAGGAUGUGAAAUGAAAAAUCCAGGCUUUUCAUUCUCUGUCCCUCAGAUGGAAUCUGCUUUGAAUAAUGCUGAUGUUUUGGUAGAUUAUGUUAAUGCUGAGGAAACACGUCAAGUUGAAAUUGACUGUGACAAAUUUCUCUCAGUUAAUGAUGGACCUGAGAUAACAAUAGAUCACAGUCCUAAUGGUGAUGCUGUAAAGGCUGAUAAAUCAUAUAAAUCCAUAGCUAAUUUCGAACCAGGGAUUGAAGAAAAUCAGAACUUUGAUUGUGAUACAGUAAAUGCUGAAAAAUCAUCAAAAGGCACUGAUCCAUCCCCCAAGACUGGACCAGCUGUGACAGUUGACAUAACUAGCUUGGAGCAUUCACCAAAUCCUUCUCCAAAGUUGAGGGCUGCAACGGAAACCAAACCUUCGAAGCCCAGAGUGAAGUCUCAGGCCAAUGUUGUCCGUGUCAAGAGAGACAUUUCUGGUGCUUCAUCUAAAGAUCCUCCAAAGAAACCAAGUAGAAAGGAAAGGGAGAAUUCACUAGGAAAUAAUUUAGAAAAGAAUUCAGCAAGAGUUGAUGUUCAAACUACACAUGCUGUACACAGAACUCCAAUCUUAGAGGAUUCUAGAAGUCGGAAGGCAAAAUUAAUUCAUGACAAUAAAAGUGGUGAAAAAGAAUCAAGGAGAAAGAAAGUCGGUGAAUCCCAGUCCUCUUCAACAAAGACUGAACCAAGUGGACAUCAAAGAGGAAACAGGCUUGAUCAUACUGUGAAUUCAACAAAGGCAGAUGCAAAACUAGGUGCUGCAGUUUUCAGUUUCAAAAGCGACGAACGAGCGGAAAGGAGGAAAGAGUUCUAUAUGAAGCUGGAGAAAAAAAUGCAUGCCAAGGAGGCUGAGAUUAAUCAGAUCCAAGCAAAAACACAGGAAAAGACAGAAGCUGAGAUAAAACAAUUCCGGAGAAGCCUAAACUUCAAAGCAAUGCCUAUGCCUUCUUUCUAUCAUGUAGCUGUAUCUCCAGGGUCUGAUGGGAAGAAGGCUGUAUUAAGUAACAACAAAUGUAAUAAAGCACAAACUAAGUCAACAAGUCCAGGUAGUAGAGCUGCUGCCGGAUCAAAAUCGUGUUCUAAGGCAGGAAAUGACCAAGCCCUCUAUACCAGUGAAUCUGUAAACACAACUGAACCACUUGAUGCCUCAAAUGAGACCAACUGCCCUACAGCUGAGCACUCUGAAGGCAGUGCAAUCUCUCAGACUCCAUCUACCAACCGAAGCUACUUCCCAGAAGCUACAGCUGGAAAUGAGGUUGUCGGGAGGAAGGAACGAGAGAAGGAGAAGGAUACUGGUUUGCAUAAAGGUUGUGUAUCAGAAAGUCAUAAGGUGACAAAAGGCCAAAGGAUUGAGGGGAAGCAGAGAGUGGGAGCCCAGACAAGUAGCAAUGAGUUGGCAAGAAAGGACAUGAAACACGUUGGCAUUGGCAGCAGAUCUCGAAUGGGCAAUCUAGCAGUUGGUGUUGCCUCUUGAACACAGAUGCCCUUUCUCCCCACAUGUUCGCCGCUGCGCCAAGCUACCGUGACAUAUUUAUGAAACCACAUGUUUGCCACCAUGUGAAGUGAAUAAAAAGCACGAUUUGACCGUAAGCUACCAGGUUAGAGGCAGGAUGUGCUUCUCUCCAUUAUCCAUAGCACAGAUACGGAAAAUCAUGAAAAAUGGAUGUUGAGGUUAGCAUUUUCUCUUCAUCGUCAUGUUAUUUCAAAUUUUCACUUAUGCAAAGUGUAAUGUAACAUAGAGCUGGAAUAGAUAAUAAUGUUGGAAUUGUUUGAGGGAUAUGAUAAAAUCACAAGACCCUCUUGCCACCAUAUGUGAGGAAUAGCAAUACGAAUUGUUAGUUUAUUGAAAGAAUUAUCAGGUAAUAAUAGCACAUGUUCGUAUUUA